CAUGGAUUCACCAAAUUCGCUGGUCGCUUAGAUGAGCCAUAAGCAUAAAAAUGUCGCUUAAAGUCGCGAAAUCGGAGUGUUUGGACUUCAGUCCACCGCUUGAUUCUCAUUAUAGUCACGACAAAUCCGGUAAGGAAAACAGCACUUCGAUUCCUGUGCUGAGUUUACUUCAGUUUUCUAGAGCUCCUUUCGUGUCGUUCGGGACGAUCAGGUUGGGAUCUUCGAAAUCAUUACCUUUACGAAUUGAAAAUCCAACUGAUGAUGCCACAGCUACAGUCAUCGUGGAUAAAAUCUCAGCAUCCAAGGGUUUUUCGGUGGAUCAGAUGUCGUUUACAAUACAGCCUGAGGACAGCAUUAUUUUAACUGUUACAUGGACACCAGUGGAAGAAGGUGGGGUUCGAGAACUCCUCUGCUUUAUUGCAAAUGGUAUUGUCAAACAUCAAGCAAUAUUGCUUGGGAAAGCAGAGACGACAAAAAAGAAGAAGAAAACCUUAUGGGAUUCAAUUAAAUCCAAGAAGGGAGUAUCGGCACCUUCAAAUAAGAAGAAAGUGUCAACAAUGCCCAUCAAAUCUGUAAAUAAGACGUUUCACGUGUCUCGUCAGUCACAGUACAGAAAAGACAGAACUUCAAACCCAUUGUCCCCAAUAACCCAGAAUGGGUCCAGAAGGGUGAACGCACCAUCCACUACUCCUGAGAUGUCAAAGCCUGCUUUUAUAAUGGAAACUUUUGAUAAUGUACAUUUGCAAAAAAACUCGCCAGUGGUUGUCUUGGUGCCAGCAGAGAGAUUGCUUGAUACACCUGGUAAAAAGGAUGCACCUUCUUCACGUCAAAUAGAGUGCAGAGAAAUCACAAGGGUUUUGAAUAAAACCCUCUCUCCUGCCAGCACCCCGGAGAGGUUUAGAAAUCCAUUGUCGUCAGGCUUUCAGAGUCCACUUCCUGUGAUUGGAAAAUUUGUGCAAGCUAAAAGUCGAGAGCCAGAGAAAUCGUCUCUGUCUGUAAAAGAUGCUCUGGAUGUUAUAGGAUCAGAUCUGUCGCAUGCAGUAAGCCCACCGAAUGCUUGCUCAAGCUUCGAUUUUUCGGAUUCUCUGGAAUCUGACAAACCGGAACCAGAAGCAUCCUUUAGAGCAAGAAGAGUCAUUUUACCACCAGUUGAAACUGCUGACCCAAGGUUGACUUUCUGUGUGAAACCCAACAAAGCCAUAGGCGUUGCAUCAAAUCAAGAUGAAUUUAGGCUUAAAGCUUUACCUUUCAGCACCGCCACAGUGACAAAGUCAAUUAAAGUAGAUGACACCCAUGUCCCAGAUGACCCCAAGAAGUUUUCUGUUAAUUCUGCCACAGUGGUCAAAAGCAAAGCAGAUGCUUCUGUUGAAAGUCCAGGACUGCGUAAAAAGAAAACCUCCAGGCGCAGACUCUUGGAAAAGACAUUGGAGCUUUCAGAGCCUAGUAAUGCAGAAUCCAACACAAGUUCUCCUGACAGCUUCUCUGCUCUACCAGUCAUCAGCUCCGAUUCAAGUCCAGAUCUGCCACUGGAAUCGAAAAUUUGUGUAAUUGCAAAAGAGAAGCCAACUUCAAAUUUAUCCCCUCAUAACCAACUUUUGUCCUCUAUUUCUCCCAUACGACCUCAAGUUUUUCCUUCUGUUAGUAAAAGUCCGUCAAGCAGCUUAGAGCUGUCAGCCAGUCUUUUCUCUGAAAAAGUAAAACCAGGUCGUUUGGAGAAUCAGUUUCCCGUGCAAAGCAGGACAUUUGUGCAAAGUAAAAAAAGAAAAAGCGAUGAGUUUUUGAGAGGUCACUCAGAAGACAAGUCAAACAUCCAAGCAAAAAAGUGCCGGGCUCCGGCGCAAGCAACUGAGAAACCGAGUCAAGAAAGAACACUUACUUCAAGGUCUACAUCUGGACCACAACGAAAAGCUGUUGCACCCCCAGGCUCAAGAAAAUUCACAAGGCCUCCACCAAAGAAAACCUCUCCAAAAACAGCUCAAAAAGAUGCUCGGUCUGUGAAGUCAGCCAAUAGCUCGACUCGAAAGCCUGCGAGGAUAGUAGCUGUGGCACAGGCCAGACUGACCUUUAUGAAGCCGACACAGACGGCCAUUCCAAGGCAUCCAUUGCCAUUUGCGGCAAAGAACAUGUUUUAUGAUGAGCGAUGGAUCGAAAAGCAGGAGCGGGGCUUUACAUGGUGGAUGAAUUACAUUCUCACUCCUGAUGACUUCAAAGUUGCUACUGAAGUUACCAAAGUGAAUGCCUUGUCGUUAACUAUGGGGAAUGACAAAUUCAACAUCCCGAAAGCACCAACAAAAGAAGAGAUGUCUUUUAGAACCUACACAGCACGUCAACGGCUCAACCGCCUUCGGCGAGCAGCUUGCAAGCUUUUUACAUCAGAAGCCAUGGUGAAAGCUAUACAGAGACUAGAGCUGGAAGUAGAAGCCAAGAGACUCCUUGUGCGAAAAGACAGACAUCUCUGGAAGGACAUAGGUGAGCGCCAGAAAGUUCUCAACUGGCUCAUAUCAUACAAUCCACUUUGGCUGCGAAUUGGACUUGAGACAAUCUAUGGAGAGCUAAUAUCACUGGAAAGCAACAAUGAUGUCAUGGGACUGGCCAUGUUUAUUCUUGGGCGUCUUCUGUGGAACCCAGAUAUAGCUGCUGAGUUCAGACACUCUAAAGUGCCACAUUUGUACAGAGAUGGCCACGAGGAGGCGCUCUCUCGCUUUACACUGAAGAAACUAAUCUUGUUGGUCUGCUUUCUGGACAAAGCCAAAGAAUCCAGACUGAUUGAACAUGAUCCUUGUUUGUUUUGCAUGGAUGCUGAAUUUAAGUCAAGCAAAGAUCUGCUGCUGGCUUUCUCACGAGACUUCCUUAGUGGUGAAGGUAUUCUUUCUCGGCACCUCAGCCACUUGGGUCUCGCAGUGUCCCAUGUCCAAACUCCCCUUGAUGAGUUUGACUUUGCCGUGAAGAAACUCGCUGUUGACUUGAAAUGUGGCAUCCGUUUAGUGCGGGUCAUGGAGCUCUUCACUCUGGACUGGACUUUGUCUCGAAAACUACGCAUACCUGCUAUAAGCCGCCUGCAGAAAGUGCAUAAUGUUGAUGUGGCACUGCAGGUUCUGAAAAACAAAGGUGUUGACCUUCGAGAUGAACAUGGAGCAAACAUUGACUCCAGAGACAUUGUGGACGGACAUAGAGAAAAGACCCUAAACCUCCUGUGGAAAAUCAUAUUUGCCUUCCAGGUGGAAGUGCUUCUCGAUGAAAAUCAGCUCAAAGAAGAAAUUAGUUUUCUUAGGAAAACCUGGAGAACAAAACAGAAACUAGCCUCAAUAAUGGCUAACAAUAGUAUUACGGUGUCGAGAAUGAAGGCGAGACAAGCAUUUGAGCAUCCCAGUCAGAAAGUGACGCUUCUUAUGGACUGGGUCAAUGCUGUUUGUGAGUUCUACAGCUUGAAGGCUGAAAACUUCACUGUGUCAUUCUCAGAUGGUCGUAUCCUCUGCUACCUCAUCCAUCAUUAUCAUCCUGGUCAUCUCCAUGCAGAGGAGAUUCAGCAGAGAACCACACAGACCAUCGAAUGUGGUCAUCGGGGCAGAGUUGAGCUUAAUAACUCCUCCAGUGACUCGGACUGCUCUUUCGAAAAUUUGGCCACAAUGCAAUCUGAUUCUGUUACAGUGGACUUCAGAGAGCUGCUUGAGAAUGAGAAAAGUAACUUUCAGUUGGUGAACAUUGCUGUAUCUUACCUUGGAGGGGUGCCUGCUAUGAUAAAUCCAGAGGACAUGUCCAAUACUAUCCCAAAUGAAAAGGUUGUCACUUGUUACCUCUCUUUCCUUUGUGCACGUCUUUUGGAUCUCCGCAAUGAAACAAGAGCAGCUCGAGUCAUUCAGGGUGCAUGGCGGAGAUACAAGCUACAGAAGGACAUUUCGCUUAUACAGGAGAAGAACCUGGCUGCCACAAAAAUCCAAGCACUUGUGCGGAAAUACCUCCUGAAAAGAAGAUUGAUCCGACAGAAUAAGGCUGCCAUUGUGAUCCAAACAUUAUGGAGAGGAUACAGUGCACGGGAAAAGCUGAGAGUGCUGAAAAAAGAGAGACAUUAUGCACUUCAAAAUGCUGCUGCAACCUUAAUUCAGAAAACGUACAAAGCUUGGAGGGUUAAGGAUCUCCUAAAGAAGAACCGUGCCGCCUUUGUGAUCCAGGCAGCUUUCCGUAAGUGGCAUGCAAAGAAAAUGCUGGAAAGAAACACUGCAGCUUUGUGCAUUCAAGCAUGGUACAGAAUGCAGCAGUGUAGAAGACAAUACUUGGAAAUGAAACGGAAAGCAGUCUGCGUUCAAGCAUGGUUUAGAGGGCACCUUCUAAGAUCCAAGUUUCAGAAUUUAAAGAAAAGACAUCAUGCUUCUGUUGUCAUUCAGAGUGCAUUCAGGGCCUACCUUAUCAGGAAAGAGUUAUCUACAAUGAGGCGAAAUGUAGUCUUGAUCCAGAGGUGGUUUCGAGCCUGUGUGCAAAGGAAAGCAGAACAGAAGAGAUAUUUUGAGAUUAAAUCGGCUGUUCUUGUUCUGCAAGCAGCUUUCCGUGGUUGGAAGGUCCGUAAAUCUGUUGCUCAACACCAUCAAUCUGCACUAGUGAUUCAAACUGCUUUUAGGAGAUUUACUGCUCAAAGGCAUUUUUUGAGAUUGAAAAGAUCAGCCAUAGUUCUGCAACAGAGAUACAGAGCUAAAGUGCAUGGAGACAAGUUCCGGAAAGAAUACAUGGCUCUUAAAUCCGCUUCAGUGACAAUUCAAGCAAUGUGGCGAGGACAAGCCGAGAGAAGGAAGAUCAGUCAACUCCACAGAUUUGCCAAAAUCAUUCAGUCAAACUAUCGCCGGCAUCUGGAACAGACAAGGUUUUUGCAAAUGAAACAGGCUGCUGUAGUCAUUCAAAGACAAUACCGAGCCUUCAGAGAUGGACAGAAACUAUACGCAGAAUACACCAAAAUCAAAAGAGCGGCCAUUAUGCUACAGAGUGCGUAUCGUGGAAGGAGAAUAAGACAAGAACUUCAGAGGAAAAACAAAGCUGCAACUUUGAUUCAGUCUGUGAUAAGAGCACAUAUGUGCCGUCAGCAGUUUUUAGCUCAGAAACAUGCUGCUAUUGUCAUUCAGCAGCAGUUUCGGGCUUUUACAUUUGGGCGAUUAGAAAGAAGCCGUUAUAUGCAAUUGAGGAAGGCAACUAUAACCAUGCAGGCCAUGUAUCGGGGUUCCAAAGUAAGGCAGAAUUUGAAAAGAGAACAUCAAGCUGCUACUGUUAUUCAAGCCCAAUUCCGAAUGCAUAAGGUCCGCAUUCCUUUUGUUGCCGCAAAGUGUGCAGCGAUCCUUAUACAGCAGCAUUACAGAGCCUACAAGGUUUGCAAAACUGUGCAAGCUACUUAUUUACGAAUGAAAAAUGCGGCCGUAGUUAUUCAAUCAGCAUUCAGGGGGAUGAAAGUUCGCAACUCCUUACGAAAAUCUCACCAAGCUGCAAAAGUGAUUCAGGCACAUUUCCGUGGACAUUCCCAACUCAAAAAGUACCAGAGACAACAGUGGGCUGCAUCAGUUUUACAGCAACGAUUCAAAGCAACGGUGACCAAAAAUGCUGUCAUGAAGCAAUAUGCAGCCAUAAAAACUGCUACGAUAAGUAUUCAGUCUGCUUUCCGUGGAAUGGUGGUAAGAAAGCAGAUCGCAGAAAAGCACAAACAUGCAAAAAUUAUCCAAAAGAUGUAUAGAGCAUACAAACAACGACAUGAUUACCUUGCUCUCAGGAAUGCCACAAUCCGUAUUCAGCAACAAUACAGAGCAGUUGUAAGUGCAAGGCAACAGCAUCAAAGGUAUUGCUCCUUGCGAGCAGCUGCCAUCACUUUGCAGUCUUCUUACCGAGGGUUGAGGGCAAGAAAAGAAAUCAAUAGAAAGCAUAAAGCAGCCACUGUGAUUCAGGCUGCUUACAAAAUGUACAGAACAAGAGUACCUUUCCAAGCCAUGAAACUGGCUUCAUUGGUAAUACAGAGGCAGUAUAGGUGCCAUUUACUGAGGAAAGAGGCAAGAGAGAACUUCUUAAAGCUAAAGCAUAGUGCAGUAGCAAUUCAAGCUAUAUACAGAGGAAAACUUGCACGCCGUGAUCUUGCUAGAAGGCAUUUUUCAGCUACAAUCAUUCAAAGAAAAUAUCUUGCCUACAAACAAAGGAAGUGUUUUUUGACCCUUAAAGCUGCUGUUAUAUUCUAUCAACAACACUAUCGAUCCAUUUUGCUUGCAAGGCAUGACCGGAAAAGUUAUUUGACUAAACGCAGAGCUGUGGUAGCAAUCCAGGCAAGUUUCAGAGGAAUAAAUGUUCGGCGCAAGAUCCGAAGAUUGCACAAAGCUGCAACGAUCAUUCAGUCCCAUGUGAGAAUGCGCAUCCUCAGCUUGCGCUUCCAGCGACUUCGAUGGGCAGUCUGUACUGUUCAGGAGCGUUUCAGAGCUAACAAAAUCAUGAGGCAAGAGAUGGCAGCACUACAGGAAAAGAAAAGUGCAGCUUUGAUUCUGCAAGCAGCCUAUCGUGGCAUAAAGACCAGACAGACGUUGAAGCAAAUGCACCAGGCUGCAACAAUCAUUCAGUCCCAUGUGAGAAUGCGCAUUCUCAACUUGCGCUUCCAGCGACUUCAAUGGGCAGUCUGUACUGUUCAACAACGUUUCAGAGCUAACAAAAUCAUGAGGCAAGAGGUGGCAGCACUACAGGAAAAAAAGAGUGCAGCUUUGAUUCUGCAAGCAGCCUAUCGUGGCAUGAAGACCAGACAGACAUUGAAGCAAAUGCACCAUGCUGCAACAAUUAUUCAGUCUCAUGUGAGAAAACACAUCCUUAAGUUGCGCUUCCAGCGACUUCGAUUGGCAGUUUGUACUGUUCAGCGCCGUUUCAAAGCUAACACAAUCAUGAGGCUGGAGAUGGCAGCACUACAGGAAAAGAAAAGUGCUGCUUUGAUUCUGCAAGCAGCCUAUCGUGGCAUGAAGACCAGAAAGACUUUGAAGCAAAUGCACCAGGCUGCCACCAUUGUUCAGGCAACUUUCCGAGCUUAUAGUGGACAUAAGCGGUAUUUAGCCAUGAAAUGUGCUGCCAUUGCUAUUCAGCAAAGAUAUCGGGCUGUAAAUGCAGCAAAGCAGCAGAGAAAGAAUUAUCUUGAAAUGCGUCAAGGUGCACUUGUUCUACAAGCAUGCUAUAGAGGUGGUAAAGUUAGGAGGAAACUGCAACAACAGCGCCAAGCCGCUAUCUUGAUUCAAUCAUAUUUUAGAAGACACAAAGAGAUGGUUAAGUACCAGGCCAUGAAGCUGUCCGCUGUCAUUAUCCAGAGCCAUUUCAGGUCAUACAUCCUGGCUAGAGCAGAUCGGAAGAACUAUCUACAUUUGAAAAAAUCUGCUAUCGUCAUUCAAGCAGCUUUUAAAGGACAGUCUCUCAGGAAACAUUUAGCAAGAAAGCAAGAAGCUUCUAUUAUCAUACAGGCUGGCUUCCGCAUGUACCAGCAAAGGUCAGCAUUUAAAAGACAGCGCUGGGCAGCCAGGGUUCUCCAGCAGAGGUUUAGAGCUUUAAAACUUCGAGAUGAGCAAGUGUGUCAUUACCAACAGGUAAGGAAUGCUGCUAUAUGCCUGCAGAGGUAUUUCAGAGGGAUGAAGGGGAGAGAAUUGGCUAGACGAAGCAAAGCUGCGAGAACUAUCCAGUCCUUCCUAAGAAUGUCUGUCCAACGACAGCGUUUCAUGAAAGAAAAGGCUGCAGCAAUUGCAAUUCAAUCUGCCUACAGAGGUCAUUGUGUUAGAGUUCAGUAUACUAGGAUGCAAGCAAGUACAGUGCUCAUCCAGAAGUGGUACAGAUCACGCAAACUGGUCCAGGAGGAUCGGAAGAGAUUUGUUUCUGUUAGACAAGCUGCACUUACUUUGCAGUCUGCCUUGAGGGGAAUGCUGGUGAGGAGACUAGCAAAAAGAAGAAGGGCAGCAAUCAAGAUUCAGUCUGUGAUGCGCAUGCACAUACAACGCAAGCGCUAUGUAACGCUUCGUGCCAUCGUCCUGAAAUUGCAAGCUCAUUAUAGAAUGUUUGUGACCAAAAGAAGAUACCGUCGAUUGCAGGCUGCAACUGUUACUCUUCAAAGACAUUACAGAUCUCAUAGGGCUACACUGGAGCAGAGGUGCAGUUAUCUGAAGACUCUCCAAAAUGUAAAAAAACUUCAGGCCAGAGUACGUGGACACAUUGGGUACAAGCGAUUUCAGAGGUUGAGAACAUGUGCUCUCACCAUUCAGGCAUAUUAUCGAGGGAUGGUUGAGAGACGCAGGUUUCAACAACUUAAGGAGUGUACAUUGGUUAUACAGAAGCAUUACAGAGCUUUCAUUCUUUUCCAGAAAGAGCGUUCAAAGUUUCUUCAGCUGCGACAAUCGGCUGUUGUGAUACAAAGAGCAUAUCGAGCUUAUCAAAUGAGACAAAAUGCAAUGAAAGCACGGGCUACACUGAAAAUUCAGGCUUGGUUCAGAGGACGCCUUGCUAGACGAAACUACAUCUUAACACAAGCCGCUAUUGCCACCAUUCGAAGAUGUGUCCAAGCUAGACGCCAACGCUCAAAAUUUCUAGCAGUCCAGCACAGUGUCCGAGUGAUUCAGCAAAAGUGGAGGGAAACUCUCAACUCAAGAAAACGGCAUGCUGAGUUCCUAAGGUUGAGAAAGUCUGUUAUAUACAUCCAGGCAUUAUGGAGAGGUCGGAGGCUGAGAGAUUCCAUUCAAAAGCAAAUAACAGCUUCUGUGAAGAUACAGUCAGCUUUCAGAGGCUUCAUUCAAAGACGACACUAUCACCAGAAGAGAGAUGCUGCCAUAACCUUACAGAGGCAUUUCAGAGUCUUGCGACUUGCUAGGGUGAAGGAAGAAAAUCUAAGACUACGGCACAAUGCGGCAAUUUAUAUUCAGGCUUUGUGUCGUGGUUGGCUUGCAAGACAACAGGUAAAAGAAAUGGCUUUUGCUGCAAGACGCCUUCGUUUCACAGCUGCUGUUUACCAUCAUCUAUCCGCAAUAAAGAUCCAGAGAGCUGUGCGUGCACACUGGGCCCUUAAAUCAGCCAAGAGGAAGAUCUCAUCUGUCCUAUACAUCCAGCAAUGUUUUAGGGCAAAACUGCAGAGAAAGAAGUAUCUAAAAGACAGAGAAGACGUCAUCAAGACCCAGAGAGCAGUGAGAUCUUGGUUAAAUCGCCGCAACCAGGCUGCCUCUAUAAUCCAGCAUGCAGUCAGGAAGCUGCUUUUUAGACGUCGCAAAGAGAGACUACAACGUGGUAUAAUUAGGGCACAGGCACUCUGGAGGGGUCAUUGUUCAAGAAAACAUCAUGAUACGAACAAAGUAAUUUCCAUGCGGCAGCGUCUCAGAGAAGUAAAUCAAAGGGUGAAAGAAGAGGACAAGCUGUGUAACAAGACCACAACAGCGCUGAGCUACCUGCUUGGACUACAAAAUUAUGCUUUCAUUCUUGCAGCCUUAAAACACUUGGAAACUGCCACCCGGCUUUCUCCAGAGUGUUGUGAACGUCUUGUGGAAAGUGGAGCGACGCACACCAUUUUCACUUUGAUAAGGAGCUGCAACCGAAGUGUGCCUUCAAUGGAGAUCAUCACAUUAUCCAUCCAAGUCCUCCUCAACUUAUCAAAAUACCACAGAACCAUUGAUGCAGUUUAUGAUGUGGACAACUCUGUAGAAACCCUGCUGGAUCUUCUGCAGAUUUACAGAGAGAAAGCUGGAGAUAAGGUUGCAGAUAAAGGCGGCAGCAUCUUCACCAAGACCUGCUUUCUUUUGGUUCUUUUAGUCCAGGAUGAGAGAAGAGCAAUGGAGAUUCGAAGGCUUCCAAAGGUUACGGAUCGCAUUCGCAGCAUCUACCGACUCACUCUUCGAAAAUGUAAGAUGGAUGCUGAGAGAAACAAAGUCAAACAGAAAAUGAACACGUCUCUUAAUGGAAGUUUCCUUCUCCAGGCCACUCCUCGAAAAUCAAAACCAGUGGCCAGGUUUGCUCCAGACUGGGUUUUACGGCGUGACAAAAUGAAGGACAUCGUGGAUCCUCUCCGUGCUAUUCAGAUACUGGCUAAUGCUCUCGCUAUUGUGCCUUGAAAAUAUUGCAGCUAAAAAAAAUUAUAAACCUGUGUGCUGCCAAAGUGUUUUAUUGCUUCUAGAAAGUGUGUUAGACUUGUAAAUAUUGUGCAGUUUUCGCAUUGUGUAUAUGUUUUUAUUACAUUAUCACUCAAAUGUUGUGGACGAAUGCUAUCUGUGCAUAUUAUGGUGUGUUCUGAGAUGCUCAUGUUAGCUCUUAUAUGCUGUAAAUACAAAAGUGCUUUUUACGCAUUUUAAUUGAACAUUAAAAAUAACCACAGCUUUUCCAAUGUA
Molecule: messenger RNA, 10340 nt
Organism: Danio aesculapii
Lineage: Eukaryota; Metazoa; Chordata; Actinopteri; Cypriniformes; Danionidae
Gene: aspm
Product: assembly factor for spindle microtubules
Exons: 30
Coding region: 51-10067 (3338 amino acids)
Biological process (GO): spindle organization; mitotic cell cycle; establishment of meiotic spindle localization
Cellular component (GO): spindle pole
Molecular function (GO): protein binding
Source: RefSeq, a predicted model, not a curated record